Molecule: messenger RNA, 804 nt
Organism: Strongylus vulgaris
Lineage: Eukaryota; Metazoa; Nematoda; Chromadorea; Rhabditida; Strongylidae
Source: the annotation of a GenBank genome assembly
AUGAUUGACGCAGCUGCCGCAGCAGGAACGAAUAUACUUUGCUUGCAAGAAACAUUUAUGAUGCCAUUUGCCUUCUGCACUCGCGAAAGACUGCCCUGGACUGAGUUUGCUGAGUCUGUCGAGAAUGGACCCACAAUUAAAUUCAUGUCUAAUGUGGGUGUGAAAAUUUCCGUUUGUUUUUGCUGCUUAUGCUUUACUCAGUGGUGGAGGCGAAGGUCUAAAGGCCAUUUGGCGGCCAAAUACAACAUGGUCAUAGUUGCGCCAAUCCUCGAAAGAGAUGAAAUGAAGGAUGAUGUGAUUUGGAAUGCAGCCGUCGUUAUAUCUAAUAGUGGAAAGGUUAUCGGCAAGAGUCGCAAAAACCACAUCCCCAGAGUUGGAGACUUCAAUGAGGCGAACUAUUACAUGGAGUCAACACUCGGCCAUCCAGUUUUCCAAACAGCUUUCGGGAGGAUCGCCAUCAAUAUUUGUUAUGGGCGCCAUCACCCGCAGAAUUGGAUGAUGUUUGCCUUGAAUGGUGCAGAAAUCAUCUUCAAUCCAUCCGCCACCACCGGAGACUUGAGCGAACCACUGUGGCGUAUUGAGGCUCGUAACGCUGCAAUUGCCAAUCAUUGCUAUACUGUUGCCAUAAAUCGUGUGGGAACGGAGGAAUUCCCCCACGAAUUCACCUCCGGGAAUGCACGUCCAGGUACCUUAAAUGGGUAUUUGCUAGCAAUCUGCUUCUCUAUGAAAAAACCUAAGCAUUUUUAUCCUACCGUAUUGGCAUGCGCGGCCUGUCAAUCAGCGCUCGUUUUAUUUUUGUUUUGA